Messenger RNA from Thamnophis sirtalis, 479 nucleotides. The record is from RefSeq and is a predicted model, not a curated record. Lineage: Eukaryota; Metazoa; Chordata; Lepidosauria; Squamata; Natricidae.
CUGCGCUGGGGCAGGAGCAGCAUCUUGAGCAGCGGGUGGGUGUAAAGCCAGAGGCCGCGGCGGGCCAGGCUCAGGACCCGCACACGGGGCUCCAGGAUCCGCAGCUCCAUGGCGCAGCCAGCAAGUGUAGAUUUUUCAGCUUAACCGAGACUCCCGAAGACUACACAAUCAUGUUGGAUGAAGACGGCUUCAAAGAACUUCACGCCUCUGAGUACCUACAAGUGGUCGAUUCCACCUGGCUGGUGCUUAACGUCUCGUCUAACGGCAGCGCCUCCCUCAGCCAGCCUAUAGGAGUCACCAAGAUUGCCAAAUCCGUCAUCGCACCCCUGGCCGAACAUAACGUCUCCGUCUUAAUGCUGUCCACCUAUCAGACUGAUUUUAUUUUGGUGAGCAUUGGGGGGCAGCCGGUUCCAGAGCCGGGAAGGGGGGGGUGUUUCAAAAGUAAAUGGGUGGUGGUGGUGUGACUGACACUGAGAGGG